AAAACUGCUGGAAAGCCAGAGGUCUGGGCAGACAGUCGACAAGCUUUAUGCGAGACUGUGCCCUACUUCCGCAUGCCUCAGAGCGGAUGCCACCAGAACGACCGCCAUGUGUAUGCUUUUCUCUUCGACGCUACUGGACACUGUCGUGAGUACAUGGACAGUGAUGUAGUCAUCGCUCGAGCGGGCGGCAGCAUGGAAGGCGAUGGCACUGGACAAAUGUUGCAAAGAAAGGAUCAUCUGAUGACGGAAUCGCAGGUGCAAUCAGUCUUGAACGACAUCGAACAUCAGAAUCCGGUUGUCAUCAUCGCUGGUAAUCGUCACGAGGGCGCCAUCUGCCAAUUUCCCCAUCGCUAUAAUGUCCUGGGUUGGUUCAAGCCUGUUGCGGUAUGGGCAGAGAAGACCUUGGGCAAAGGUGCAAAGGUCUGGACAACGAUCAAGUACAGAUUCGAACGCCUGAAUCCUACAAUAAGCCCUUGGUAUGCACCAGCUCAGAGAGUGCUGGGGGAGGAAGAAUACAAGUCUAUCGGCGCACCCAUUUUCCAAACCUGCAGGCAGUGCAACAAUCGCUAUCCUGUCAUGUACUUGAAUGGCUGGAUGUGCCUGAAUGCAGAUUGUGGCCGACUCUGGAAGCUUGCAAGUGGCGAGGAUGCUCCAUACGGAAGGCUCCACUAUCAUCCCGCGUUUCUCCUAACGAGAAGACGGUGGUCAAACGAACAAGAACCGUUCAGUGUGCGCCCUCCAAUCCCCAAGAUCGGGGCCACUGUUGGAGACAAUCUGACAUACAUCAACACUCGUGGAAUUUGCUGCCCUCAGUGCGGCCGCUGCAGUUCCAGACGACUCUUCAAAGGAUGGAAGUGUGACAACGCGUCUUGCAACUAUCAGAACUUCCCAAAGCACAUUCCGGUAAAGCCAGAAAUGCUCCACAAUCCUUGGGAUAGCGUAGGCGACAAUAUUGGCGAGGGACCUGCACUUGCUAAGAAUAAGCAUGAGAGAGAGCAUGGUGUCAAGGUCAGUGUAAGUCAUCGUCUGGGCUUCAAGAUCUACACCUAUACUUUCGAGGGCGUCGACGGCAAAUUCGUACACGCAGUGUCGAACCGUGCUAUCAACAAGCAGCCGCGCGGGCCCGAUGAAAUGUUCGCAGCCAUGCAGCAGCAGGACGAUGCCGGCAUGGAUCUACACCUCGAGCGAAGACGCUUCAAUGGCAAGUGGGCAGUGGAGGAUGGAGAUCUGAUGACUGCUUUCUCGAUCAAUUAUGGAAUGCCUUACAAAUUCGUGGCGACGGGGGCCAGUCUGCCGUUCACGAACGCGCCAUGGCCUGUCCGAGCAUGCCAAGCGGAUCUGAACUGGGCGUCGAAGAACUUUCUCGCUGCGCAAGGACAUCAAGAAUUCAACGAGCUGCUCAUCUUCGCCUACCUCCAGGGUCAGAAGAUCGAGUAUCACGACGAUGGCGAGUCAGGUCUAGGUCCUCGCAUCUCGACGCUUUCCUUGGGUGGCAAGGCCAAAAUGCACCUCCGCAUGAAGCAAAAACACUACGUCGGCUGCUCCAAAUCAGGCAUACUCAACAGCGAACGACCGGUGCCAGGCAGCAUAGAAGGGCAGGCCAUGUACCGGAAGCGUCUUCAAGCGUGGCAAGAACUGCAGGCGCUCGACCUCUCGACAAAGGAAGGCAAAUCUACGUACGAACGUCGUCGCAAGGAGAUGCCCAAGGAACUGGGGUUGUACGAGAAGCGCAGCAAGAAAGCGGGAGACUUGGUGACCAUCACACUCAAUCACGGAGACAUUGUGUUGAUGGAGGGUUACGAGAUCCAGCAAUACUUUGAACACAAGGUUGCGCCGGAAGGCUGUUUGAGAUUUGCUCUCACGUGUCGGACGGUUUUACCGGAGCAUUUGAAGCGCGAGGAG
Pseudocercospora fijiensis CIRAD86 is the source of this 1902-nucleotide messenger RNA. RefSeq lists its product as uncharacterized. Gene Ontology annotation, biological process: DNA repair. The transcript is spliced from 2 exons. The annotation marks the transcript as partial. The record is from RefSeq and is a predicted model, not a curated record. NCBI's taxonomy places the organism in Eukaryota, Fungi, Ascomycota, Dothideomycetes, Mycosphaerellales, Mycosphaerellaceae.